Molecule: messenger RNA, 5782 nt
Organism: Liolophura sinensis
Lineage: Eukaryota; Metazoa; Mollusca; Polyplacophora; Chitonida; Chitonidae
Exons: 37
Coding region: 362-5131 (1589 amino acids)
Molecular function (GO): carboxypeptidase activity
Source: RefSeq, a predicted model, not a curated record
GUCAGGUCAGAUGAAUACUCAAUGUUUACCUGACACCGAAACUGCUUAGCCUGGAGAAACCUGUACUUAAGUAACGGAAUAUUAAUGUUGAGUUGUUUGCAGAUUUCAGCCUUAUACUGGUCAGUCAGAGUGCUUCUUCUGAAAAUCGUUCCACUAUAUCCGAACAAUAGGAAUAUGAGCUGACGCCAGGAGAAGCUGACCUGAAUACAGCUAACUGUGUAAGCAUCUGUGUGAAAUCCUACCAGCUCUACUAAGGGGACGAGUUAUAGACUGAGGGUUGUGGCGUUGAAUCCAGACGACAUCUCAGAUAGUGCAGGGCUUUGAGUACAGAUAAGCUUAUAAGGUAGCACACAUCGGCGAUAUGGAUCGGUUAAGCGAGGAAAUCUCAUUCAAGAAGACAAGCAACAGAAAAUAUUUUGCCAUUAUCGCUGUCGUCGCCUUGAUUGUUGGCUUUGUUAUUGGCAUUCUCAUUGGACGAUUUGCAAUAGACCGGGGAGAAGGGAGUGAAGGUAAUUCCCGGUCCCCGGCGGAAUGUAGCACGCCCCCAUUCCAAGACGGCGUCUUCCUCCCGGGGGUACCGCAGGCGCUGAUCCAGGAUGGCGACCCUAGGAUCACGGACAGCAUCAUCAAGUUGAUGGAUCCAGAGAACAUUAGAGAGAACUUAAGAAAUCUGACGUCAGCGCCACACCUGGCGGGCACGGCUGCGGACUUGCGUCAAGCGCAACAACUCCUAGAUUACUGGAAAACGCUGGGCUAUACUGAAACCAAGCUGACCCCUUACAACAUCCUGUUGUCUUACCCUAACGAAACGGAUCCGAACGUUGUACAGUUCAUCAACGAGACUGGUGAUGUAACGUUUACGUCAGUGAUAGCUGAGCAGAUUCUUACCGAUAAGGAGAACAAAUCUGACGUCGUCUUGCCCUUCAAUGCCUAUUCCCCAAAAGCUGACGUCGAGGGAGACCUUAUCUACGUGAAUUACGCCAGAGUAGAAGAUUUUAACUAUCUUCUCUCCAUAAAUGUCACCGUUUCUGGAAAAAUCGUCAUAUCUCGGUAUGGGAAAAUCUUUCGGGGCGACAAGGUAAAUAUAGCCACCAGAUAUGGAGCCACUGGCGUUAUUCUGUACUCGGACCCAAAAGACUAUACCUGGGGUACUGACCCUAAGGUCUACCCGGAAGACUGGUGGCUGCCUGACACAGGGGUCCAGCGGGGAUCGAUUUAUUUGGGCUCAGGGGACCCGCUCACCCAGGGAUACCCGGCUACGGAUACGGCGUACCGAAAUAGAGAGGAAGACGUUUUGCCCACGAUUCCCUGCCAUCCAAUAGGCUACAGCGACGCUGAAGUUUUACUGAGUAAACUCGGUGGAGUUCAAGCACCACCAGACUGGAGGGGCAGUUUGAACGUAUCCUACAACAUCGGGGGUCUUAUGACAUCGAACACGACGGUGAAGCUGCACGUGAGCACGUACACGUCACUGAAGAAGACCUACAACGCCGUGGCUGUGAUCAGGGGAGAGAUUGAACCAGAUCGCUAUGUUAUACUUGGUAACCAUAGAGACGCAUGGGUUUUUGGCGCCAUCGACCCCUCCAGCGGAACUGCCGCCAUGAUGGAAGUGUCUAGGGUUUUCGCAGAGCUUGUCCGAACCGGUUGGAAACCCCGGCGCUCAAUCCUGAUAUGCAGCUGGGGAGCAGAAGAGUAUGGUUUGAUCGGCUCAACGGAAUGGGUGGAGCAAUAUAUCAAAUCCCUGGGAGAGAGAGCUGUGGCCUACCUGAAUGUCGACAUCUCUGUCCAAGGAAACUUCUCUCUUCGCACGGCGGCAUCCCCUCUUCUGUACAGUACCAUCUAUGAGGCCUCCAAAAAGGUUCCCAACCCGAACCCCACUGAAGUGGCGGCAGGCAGGAAGACGGUGUAUGACACUUAUCUACAUACUUUCCCAGCCAAGGACAAAGACGGAAAUACUUUGCAAAAACCAAGAGUUCGGAAUCUUGGGGCCGGGAGUGACUAUGCUGCAUUGUUACAGAGGGUGGGUAUCCCCUGUCUCGAUGCUCGCUACACAUAUGAUGAGAACACGAUGAAACUAGGCUCCUAUCCGCUCUAUCACUCCGCCUACGAGACGUUCUUUGCUGUUGAUCAGAUUAUUGACAGAGGAUUCCACUAUCACACAGCUGUUGCCAAUUUCUGGGCCGAGGCUGCCAGAAAUCUCGCGGAAUCUCUCAUUUUACCGUUUAACGUGAGUGACUAUGGCGUAGCGCUGGACAACUUUAGAAAGACACUCUACGACGAUUACGGCACCCUCAUGAACCAGACAGGACAAAUAGAUCUCAGUCAACUGACCUCCGCCGUUGACAGUUUUAUCACAUCCGCCACCGAUUUCCACCAAAGAGUGAAGUCCAUCGACAAGAACAAUCCCAUUCUGACCCGGAUGGUAAAUGACCAGAUGAUCCAGGUAGAGAGAGCCUUCACCGACCCCAUGGGGCUUCCGGGUAGACCAAUGUACCGUCACGUGGUAUUCGCUCCGAGCUCAGUGAACACGUACGCAGGCGCCAGUUUCCCCGGAAUCGCGGACGCCCUGUUUGAAAUAGAGAAAGACCCAGAUGAGGCAAAGCGCUGGGACGCCGUCAGGAAGAUCUACUCUGUGGUCGUAUUCACUGUGGGAUCCGCGGCCUCUACACUACGCGAUGUAGUCCAGUUCAUGGACUCUAUUGUGGCAGUUCACACAUCGUACGGGGCGGCCGCCUGGAGAUUGGCUGUAGCAGGACAACAGGUACACGUACCACCUAUCGCCGAUAUGGAUCCGCUACAGGAAGAAAUCAAGUUUAAAAAGCUUGACAACAAGAAACAUUUUGCUUUCGUUGCCGCCAUCGGUUUGGUUGCCGGAUUUAUUAUUGGUAUUCUUAUUGGACGAUUUGCUAUAGACCGCGGAGAAGGGAGUGAGAGUAAUUCUCCGUCCCCUGCAGAAUGUAGCACGCCCCCACCUCAAGACGGGGUCUUCCUUCCUGGGGUACCGCAGGCGUUGAUCCACGAUGGGAACGCUACGAUCACGGAGAGCAUCAUCAAGAUGAUGGAUCCAAACAAAAUCAGAGAUAACUUAAGAAAUCUAACGUUAACGCCACACUUAGCCGGCACAGCGGCUGACUUGCGUCAAGCGCAACAACUCCUAGAUUACUGGAAGACGCUGGGCUAUACUGAAACCAAGCUGACCCCUUACAACAUUCUGUUGUCUUACCCUAACGAAACAGAUCCGAACGUUGUACAGUUCAUCAACGAGACUGGUGAUGUAACGUUUACGUCAGUGAUAGCUGAGCAGAUUCUUACCGAUAAGGAGAACAAAUCUAACAUCGUUUUGCCCUUCAAUGCCUAUUCCCCAAAAGCUGACGUCGUGGGAGACCUUAUCUACGUGAAUUACGCCAGAGUGGAAGAUUUUAAUAACCUUCUAACAAAAAAUGUCAAUGUUUCCGGCAAAAUCGUCAUCGCUCGCUAUGGAAAAAUAUUUCGGGGAGACAAGGUACACAUCGCCACCAGGUAUGGGGCCAUUGGGGUUAUUCUCUACUCGGACCCCAAAGACUAUGCCUGGGGUACCGACCCUAAGGUCUACCCGGACGACUGGUGGCUGCCUGGGACAGGGGUCCAGCGGGGAUCGAUUUUCAUGGGUUCUGGGGAUCCGCUCACCCCGGGUUAUCCAGCGACCGACACGGCCUACAGAACUUCAAAGGAAGCUGUCCUGCCCAAGAUUCCCAGCCAUCCGAUUGGCUACAACGAUGCUAAAGUUUUACUGGGGAAACUCGGUGGAGAUCAAGCACCACAAGACUGGAGGGGCAGUUUAAACGUAUCCUACAACAUCGGGGGUCUUAUGACAGCGAACACGAAAGUGAAACUGCACGUGAGCACAUACACAUCAUUAAAGACGACCUACAACGCUGUGGCCAUUAUCAGAGGAGAGAUUGAACCAGAUCGCUAUGUUAUACUCGGUAACCAUAGAGACGCGUGGGUGUUUGGCGCCAUCGACCCCUCUAGUGGAACUGCCGCCAUGAUGGAAGUGUCAAGGGUUUUCGCAGAACUUGCCCGAACCGGCUGGAAACCUCGACGAUCCAUCCUUUUAUGCAGUUGGGGAGCAGAGGAGUAUGCGUUGAUUGGCUCAACUGAGUGGGUGGAGCAAUACAUCAAAUCUCUGGGGGAGAGAGCUGUGGCCUAUCUUAACGUCGACAUCGCUGUCCAAGGAAAUUUCUCUCUGAGAACCGCAGCCUCUCCUCUUCUGUACAACGCCAUCUAUGAUGCAUCCAAACAGGUUCCCAACCCGAACCCCAGUGAGGUGGCGGCAGGCAGGAAGACGGUGUAUGACACUUAUCUACAUACCUUCCCAGCCAAGGAUAAAAACGAAAGCGCCUUGGGAAAACCAAAAAUCUUUAAUCUGGGCUCCGGAAGUGACUACGCGGCGUUCCUGCACAGGGUGGGAGUUCCCUGUAUCGAUGCCAGCUACACAUAUGACGAGAACACGAUGAAACUUGGCUCUUAUCCGCUCUAUCACUCGGCCUACGAGACGUUCUUUGCUGUUGACAAGAUCAUUGAUAGAGGAUUCUUCUAUCAUACAGCUGUUGCCAAAUUCUGGGCCGAGAUUGCUCGAAAUCUUGCAGAAUCUCUCAUUUUACCGUUUAACGUGAGUGACUAUGGCGUGGCGCUGGGCAACUUCAGAACAACACUCUAUAAGGAUUACGGCUCCUUGAUGAGUAAUAAGGGAAAAAUCAAUCUUACUCAGCUGACCUCGGCCAUUGAUGGCUUCAUCAAAGCUGCCGCCGAUUUCCAUCAAAGACUCAAGUCCAUAAACAGGAACAAUCCUAUGUUGACCCGGAUGGUGAAUGACCAGAUGAUCCAGGUAGAGAGAGCCUUCAUCGACCCCAUGGGACUUCCAGGCAGACCCCUGUUCCGUCACCUGAUAUUCGCUCCUAGCUCGGUGAACACUUACGCGGGAGCCAGUUUCCCGGGUAUCGCGGACGCCCUGUUUGAAAUAGAGAAAGACCCAGAUGAGACAAAACGCUGGGACGCCGUCAGGAAGAUCUACUCUGUGGUCGUAUUCACUGUGGGAUCCGCGGCCUCUACACUACGUGAUGUAGUCCAGUUCAUGGACUCCAUGCCCUAAUAUUGUUCUGCACAUUUUAGUAACGUACCAAAAAGAAAAAAAUUGCAGCUGGUAUUUCAGUUCUCUUUCUUUUCGGCAAUGUUUAAAACGCUGUCUUUACAUAAGUAUGUGACCGAUUCGUCUUAUUUAAGAUCUACUGAGCGAAUGAUGCCUGCUCAUGUACCACUCAGGGUCCUGUCUCAUGACUGGCAGGUGCUCAAGGUGUCUUUCAAUCAUCCCCAUACUGGAAUUUUCUACAUGCGUACUUAUCUUGGAGGAGUAAAUCUGUGCCUCACAUGUGAGAAAGCUCAUCGAUUAAUUUUCAAAUGUUGGAGGUUUAUUCCAAGAAAUCCGGUUUCCUACAUUACUGAAAAUGGCCGCCGUUUUAUCAGUGAAAUAUUAUUGAUUACAGCAUGAAAUACGUAUCCAUUCAAAUUAAAGCAAAGAAUCGGUAUUACUGAACGCUAUUGCUUCCUUUCUCCUGCAGAAACAAAGCAGUUUGCAGUAGGAUUUCAGUAUGAUUGCUUUUAAGAUUUACAUGUGAUAAGACGAAAGGGGAGAUAACGCAGUUGUCUCGCGUUGUUGAACACCAUUAAUCAGAUUUCAUGUCCUUUAUAUAUCAUAUAUGUGUUAUUAAAAGUGAAAUGUUACAAAUAAAACAAAUAAUAUGGG